GAAGUCUAUGGAAUCCUGGAGAAUCCUAUGGAAUCCUAGAGAAUCCUGGAGAAUCCGAAGGAAUCAUAGGGAAUCCUUGGAAUCCAGGAGAAUUCAGGAUUCCAGGAUUCUGUGCUUUCCCCCUUGGCUUCACAUCUGGCAAAAAGGUGAGAAAAGAGUGGGAAGAGGAUAUCCUUAAUGAUUCUAGCAUUAAAAAAAAUUUGUUUUACUGAACGUAGUCUUCUAUAUACUUUUGUACAUAAUUUUAUCAAUCAGUAUCCAAAACAGCUUAUUUCUGAGAGAUUUUCUAUAACUAAAAGUAUUUAUUAAAAUAAUUUUAGUAAGUUCAAACAAUGUCGAGUUUAAAAAUUAAAAAUCUUUUAUACUAAUCGUUUAGCUAAAGAACAACAACGUAUUGAAGACGAAAGAAAUGAAGAUAGUGCUCAACGACAUACCUCACAUUGGGUCAAAAUACAGAAGAAGAUGAUGCGACAAUCUUCCUUUGAUUCUGAUGUAGAACAUGAAACAGAACAAUCAACAGCACAAUAUCCAUUAAUUGAUGUUCAAAUUGAUACGACACAACGUUUUUUUAUUGGAAAAGAUUAUUCAAAUUCAUAUAAGAAAGAUUUUGAAUUUUUGGAAAAAUAUAAUGAGGAUUAUAUUGAACGUGAUAAAAAUCCUCGUAUGCCGUGGCAUGAUGAAGCACUAGUAGUUCUAGGUGAAGUAGCACGAGAUGCAGCAAGACAUUUUAUUCAAAGAUGGAAUAUUCAUAAGUGUGAACUAGGUCUAAAUGAUGGUUCAACACCAUUUUUAUUACCAAAAAGCUAUGAUGAUAAACACGAAUUAAAUGAUAUUGAUUGGAAAUCUUUUCUUGAUUCAACUCCUAUUCAAGUUGAUGCACAGGUAAUUGACAAAAUAUUUUACGAAUAUAAAAUGUAAAAUGAUAGGAGAUAAAAUUGUUGCUCGUUAAAUAAUAGCCGUAGCAUCUCAUAACUUUAGAGUUUUCUAUUUCAGUUCGAGUUAGAAAACUGUACUGAGUGAUGUUUCUUCAGCACAUGACUCAUAUGAGAAAUUCAACUCGAUAAAUAACAUAAACCUCUGAAUGGCUCGAAAUUCUAGUGUAGCUUAUUAAAUCCCUGAUUUGUCUGAUACAAUAAAGAAGAUGGCUCCUUCUAUCACUAAAGUGAGUUUACCAUUUGGUACUAUUACAAAUUGUCAUAGAUUAUGGGCAGAUUCAUUUCAAAUUUUUUAAGAUUUACCACAUCCACAAGAAAUAGUUCGUAGACGUAAAAUAGUUGAAGAAAUUUCUCAAACUUCAUAUCAACGGAAUAAAAAAAAUAAAGUUGGUUUAGAGUUGCUGAAAAGUGAUUUUUCGUAUUCAGCACACUCGAUAACCUAGAAGAUUUUCUAUUUUUGGCUCGGGGUACUUCCAAAAGUUUAAGAAAAAUUUUGAAACAAAAUGGCGCAAAAAGUUUUCCAUGGAAAAAUAAUAUUAAUUUGAAAACUUUUCCUAAACUUUAGGAAGUACCUCGAGUCAAAAACAGAAAAUCUUCUGGAUUAUCGAGUGUGCUGAAUACGAAAAAUCACUUUUCAGCAACUCUAAACCAACUUCAUUUUUUUCCGGUUAUAUGUCUAUCAAUAUUCAAUAUCAAUUUGCAACGAAUCUGCAUAGAUCUACUGUCCGUACCAAAAAGCAGUGUCCCUGGCUAUUUUACGAAUAACUUUUGAUAGAAGAGUGUCAGAGACUUAUGGUUUCCAGUUUUUGAAUUUAGACACUUGAAGACGUCUUUUAGCAGGGUUUUUUGACCUUUUACCUGCAUAAAUUAAAAACUCUAGCUCGGGUCAUUUCAACUUCAAUAUGGUACUCAGAACUUUCAAAAGGUACUCAGAACAGGUCAGGAAUUAUAAAUCAAGCAAUAAAAACUGCCUGAAACUGUACUG
This is a messenger RNA of Didymodactylos carnosus, 1920 nucleotides long. Lineage: Eukaryota; Metazoa; Rotifera; Eurotatoria; Philodinida; Philodinidae. The record is from the annotation of a GenBank genome assembly.